AUGGUGAUUCCGGUUUUCUACGACGAUGUUGAUCCUUCUCAUGUCAGAAAACAGACCGGAGAGUUUGGAAAGGCCUUUGAUAAGACCUGCGAGGGCAAAACAGAGGAUGAGAAACAAAGGUGGAUCCAAGCUCUCAAACAAGUAGCAAAUAUCGCUGGAGAGGAUUCACAUAAUUGGGAUCCGCUCCAAAACGCUGGAUAUCCGGCGGUCGGAUCCGAAUUGUAA
Molecule: messenger RNA, 225 nt
Organism: Arabis nemorensis
Lineage: Eukaryota; Viridiplantae; Streptophyta; Magnoliopsida; Brassicales; Brassicaceae
Source: the annotation of a GenBank genome assembly